This is a messenger RNA of Phyllopteryx taeniolatus (common seadragon), 6791 nucleotides long. It is a transcript of the gene sipa1, whose product is annotated as signal-induced proliferation-associated 1. Bases 737 to 4483 code for a protein of 1248 amino acids. Gene Ontology annotation, molecular function: GTPase activator activity. Gene Ontology annotation, biological process: establishment of epithelial cell polarity; regulation of small GTPase mediated signal transduction; activation of GTPase activity. NCBI's taxonomy places the organism in Eukaryota, Metazoa, Chordata, Actinopteri, Syngnathiformes, Syngnathidae. The record is from RefSeq and is a predicted model, not a curated record. Gene Ontology annotation, cellular component: plasma membrane; Golgi apparatus; cytoplasm. The transcript has 17 exons.
UUUACUGCGAUGUGAAUGCAAGGGAGGAAGGAGGACAACCAGACAUCAACCUGCCUCUCGACGAAGCGGUCACGUGCGGCGCACGUAUUGCCAAGCGUGUGUGAUUGUUUGCUGUUUUUUUUCAAUUUAUUUUGGGACAGAGGAAGAGAGCAGCAGACAGGAGGAACUAAGCGAAGCGAAGUGGAGGAGGUGAGCGAGCCUGAGCGUGGAGAUAGAUAGCAGAAAAAUGCUGCCACGGGGAGAAAAGGGGAGGGAGUCGGCACAGAGGAAGAGGAUGAAACGUCGGAGAUGAUCAUCUAGCACAGCCGUUCUCCAAACUUUGACACCUUUGAAGUACCACCUAAGAAAUACUGACACCAGUUACCGCCAUCAUGACCGUCACGAAGGUGCUGAAGAAUCAGUGGAUGCCAUGUUGGGGGUACGGACAGGGACUUGUCUAGGAGGAAGAAGAAGAAUCGGGCCACAGUGAUGGUCCACCUCAGUCUGCAGGAAGCGGCACCUCGCAAAGCACCCAGUUGCGCACCCGGAUGAGCCUCUGCUGCAUUCUCACCGGUCCGGUCUUAAUUAUUCACAUGUCAGAACUGCCCUGUUUGUGUACAGUUGAGACCAGUCGUGUUUUGAAGGAGGACUUUAUGUUUUGCUUUCACUGAGUGGAGGUUCUUCUUCCAAGCAUUCCCAUUUCACAUCUGGAUCAUUGGGGGCGUAUUGUUGGAUUGGAGGUGAUUUCCCAGGCAACAUGCAGUCCGACGACCUCUUCGUCCGCAAGUUUCGGCGCCAGAAUGCGCGGCCACCUGUCGCGGCCGUCAACUUCGAUCCAAAACGAGAGGCGGGAUUGGUGGAGUGGCCACCCAGGAGGGAGGGAGAUGGUUCGGAUGGAGACAACCUGACCCCGAGCCGGGCGGGCCUCAGCCUGCGUGCGGUGGGCCGGGGCCACAUCAUGCAGAGGAGUAACAGCGAUGUGACUUUAGGAGAUUUGGACUCAGGUGGAAAGGCUGGAGGGAAAGCUGCUCGGGCAGUUGGUGAGAAGGUGGGCGUGGGAGCUCAGGGGGACUCUGGGGUGCUGCUACACAGGGAAUAUGGCAGUCUAUCUUCGCUGGAGAGACAAACUCAAGUCCAGGAUCCAGGAAGUGCAAACCAGGGGCCCCUGAGCCCAAAUGCCCUCCGCUUUAAAGACCCCUUCCUGCUUUUAGGACUCCAAGGCAACCCACCAGAACCUGACGGCUUCUUUCGAGGCCUGUCUUCUGCCACAAUAGACUCCCCAAAACCGGUAAAGCCGCCCAAGCCUGAAGGUCUUAGUAAGAAGUCCAAACCUGUGCCCCCUCAAAUCCCUCAACCUAGUCCCUAUGAUAACAUCGGGGGUGGUGCGUGGGUGAGGAACUUUGCCCAUUAUGACGUUCAAAGCAUCCUGUUUGACCUCACCGAGGCAGCCACCAACAGAGACAGCAUUGGACGCAAAAAGAAUAUAACCUCAGGGGCCUCCGCUGCCUCCCAGAUGCGGCCCCUCUCCCAGGGGACCCCUUCUUCACCUGCACAGGGUGGAGUGGGCAACGGGGGUGGCACGGAUGACCCCGAGCAGUCGCUGCUACUGGAUGAAGGUGACGGCAACGACAAUGAGCUCCUGCUCAGCUGCCCCCACUUCAGAAAUGAGACGGGCGGCGAGGAACAGGUGGGCCUCGGCCGAUCCCGAGCCAGGCGGGGGAUGUGGUUGAGCCCGCGGACCCCCAACGAUGCGGCCUCGGUCCUGGAGGAGCCCAGAGAAAGUCACAUCCAGCAGCAGGGCAAAAGCAACUACUUUAUAGAACAUGCAGAUCUGGGAGCGCAUUACUAUCGCAAAUAUUUCUACAUGAAAGAACAUCAGAAUUUCUUUGGCAUGGAUGAUCGCCUCGGGCCAGUGGCCAUCAGUUUCCGCAGAGAGGAGAAGGAAGGCACUAGUGGAGCUCAGUACAAUUACAGAAUCAUCUUUCGCACCACAGAGAUGAAGACACUGCGAGGGUCCAUCUUGGAAGAGUCUGUUCCCUCCGCCGCCCGUCACACGACCCCUCGAGGUUUGUCUCCCAAGCGGCUGCUGGAGUUCAUCAUGCCCGAACUCAACCUGCACUGCCUUCGCUUGGCCUCAAACUCCCCCAAGGUCCGCGACACCUUGCUGAAGCUGGAUGAACAGGGGCUAAAUUUUCAGCGAAAGGUCGGCGUCAUGUACUGCCGGGCUGGGCAGAGCUCUGAGGAGGACAUGUACAACAAUGAGAGCUCUGGGCCGGCGUUUGAGGAGUUUUUGGACCUGCUCGGCGAUCGCGUGCGACUGAAGGGCUGGGAGAAAUACCGAGCUCAGCUGGACAACAAGACCGACUCAACGGGGACACAUUCCCUCUACACGCGCUACCAGGACUAUGAGAUUAUGUUCCAUGUGUCCACCAUGCUUCCCUACACCGCCAACAACACUCAACAGUUGCUGAGGAAACGUCACAUCGGAAACGACAUUGUGACCAUUGUGUUCCAGGAGCCAGGCGCCUUGCCCUUCACGCCAAAGUCUAUCCGCUCCCACUUCCAACACGUCUUCAUUAUUGUCCAGGUUCACGAGCCCCGCACAGACAACACCUAUUACAGGGUGGCUGUGACACGCUCGAAAGACAUGCCAUUAUUUGGCCCGCUCUUCCCGAAGGGCGCUCUCUUCCCUCGCUCGCCAGCCUUCAGAGACUUCCUCCUGGCCAAGGCAGUCAACGCUGAGAAUGCUGCAGAGAAAUCGGAGAAGUUCCGCUCCAUGGCCACUCGCACGCGACAAGAAUACCUGAAGGACUUAGCUGAAAACUAUGUGACUACGACGCCCAUCGACUCCUCCACCAAGUUCCCGCUGCUCUCGCUAGGAGGCAAGCGAAAAGACAAGCUGAAGGGUGCCAAGGGGGCGGAGCUGCACAGUGCCGGGGCGCUGGUAUGGGCCGUGAUGGUCGACGGGGGGGAAGAAGGGGAGGCAGGGGAGCACAAACUGCCCUGCCUGCUGGGGAUCUCAGCUGAGUCGGUGGUGCUCAUCGAGAGGUGCACGCGCAGGGUGGUGUUCAACUGCUCCUGCAGGGACGUCAUCGGCUGGAAGGCGGUGGCCGAAACAAAAGAGGGCGGGCCCUACUUGGAUAUCUUCUACGAGCGCGGCGAGUCGGUGUGCAUCAGCGUGAUGGAGAGCCAGGCUGAGGAUUUAAGAGAGGUGGUUCAGAGGCUGGAGUUGGUUACCCGCGGGUGCGAGGCCCUGGAGGUUACCCCGCUACGUGACGGCGUGGGCCAGCCAGGCUUUCUGAUGAACGAGGAGGGCUUUGUGACGGAGCUGCAGCGGUUCUGCUACGCUGAGAGUGGCGGCUUGCAGCUGUGGGCUCGUGUGGUGCGCCUGUGCGGCCACUCCCUUGUCCACCUCAGCACGGAGGAGAGGACCAAGCUUCUCCGCACGGCGCACAAGAUCCACAUCACCGUCAUCCCACCGGACGAGAACGGGAAACCCCGCAGGAGCUUCUCUGAGCUGUACCAGAAAGCCAUUAAAGAUGCAGAGUGUACGCCUGGCGAGGACCAGUCCGGUGAGGCCUGGGUGCUUGAAGAGGAGGAACAGGGGGACAAGCUGAGAAAGCGGCAUAGUGUCAUCGAAGCAGACACAGCGAGGGUCCAGGUGGAAGCCGACGGGGCGGAAGGGCACCGAGGGCGAAGUGAGCGAGGCGACACUGCCUCGCUUUUGGGGCCGCCGAGCCUACCCUUGUUACGGGCCACUUCCCUGCAGGACCAAACCUCCAAUCAGGACCAAGAGAGCUCGCAGCUCACACGGAGCUUCUCUUUAGAGAGGGAGUCAUCCUACAGAGAUUCUUGUGAGGGACACAUUUACGACAACGUGGCCUUCAAAGAGGACCGCCACAUCUACGGGAAUGUCGGCGAGUUGAGAGAUGCCACACCUGAUCUAAUCUUGGCUGUCAAGCCCAAAUUUGUCCCGCAGGACGAACAGUUCAUCGCGGACUUCGCCGAUGACAAAGCUUCAGCGAGCGAAUCCUCUCUCUCCUCCUCGAGGUUGUCAUGUGUGGACCGCGCUGAGAGGAACUCACGGGCCUUAAGUCUUCACAACUCCAUCACCAAGAUCCUCUCAGAGACGACAGAUUCCACCGAAGAAGAGUGGCAGUCCAUCGCCGACCUGGCCACAGCCUGCCGCGGCAUCCUUGAGGCUCUGUCACGCGAGGAUCGUAAAGCUGGAGACCAAUCAGGGGCCGAUCACACGGAUGGCAAGCUGAACGCGAGGGAGAGUGACUCUCCAGGCCACCUGGAGGAGAAGGUGUCACAGCUGGAGGCCAUGCUGAAGAAGCUGCAGGAUGACCUGCAAAAGGAGAAGGAGGACAAGGCGGUGCUGCAGGCCGAGGUGCAGAGCCUGCGGCAGAACAACCGGCGGCUGCAGGAAGAGUCGCAGAGCACGGUGGCGCGCCUCAUCAAAGUCACCGAGCUACUGUGCAACGUCAACAAGCCCUGUUAAACACGCCGCCUCGACUAAAUGCUCCUCCGCCGACAACAAUCAGCAGAAUGAUGUAAUGUGUGUGCUCAGUCCUCCAACACACAUGCGCAUCCUCCAUAAACAGUGACUACUGGACCUGCCUGCUGGUUAAGGUGUAUGCAAAGUCAUGACAUUCCCUUACAAGUGUGUACUUCUGGCUGCUGUUAGUGUGCUAUGCCAGUGUGAUCUCUUUGUGUGUGCGUGCGUGUGUGCGUAUGUGUGUUAGCAGCAUGUGUGUGCAUCUCUUACUGUACUUUGCUUCAAAUACUUGACAACCUGGGCUGAUCGGCUCUUCCUUUUUAAGUUCCGACUGAGAGACACCGUAUAGCAUGUUUAUCUGAAAAUUGACCAAAAGUCUACACGUACGGCAUAUAGUAUCACAUACACUCGUGUGUGUGUGUGUGUGUGUAGCACUUAAAUGUGAAGAAUUGCGUUACUUUCUAGUGUGGAAGGUUUUAAAAGACACAAUUUAAAAAAUAAAUAAAGGCAAAGCCUCUCUAGGCAACCACGAGGUUGCAUAUGUAAGGAUGCCAAUCUCUUGCUUCUCAGUAUUAGAAAGGGAUUCUCCUAAUAGUCCCUUCAUGAAAUGAAAACGAGGAAGCCUGCCCAUGUGAGGAAAAACGAGCUGAGCCUAUGUGUGUGUGUGUGUGUGUGCGCGCACUGGAAGACACACAAUGGCAGGAAAGAGCGGCUUCCUCCACAACUUGUUUUCCUGGAACCUCCCUCAAUAUUGUAGCAGCCAUACUGUAGAAGUUCUCCUCCUGCUGGCCUCAUCACGCCAAACGGCAGCUUUUAUAGCAGUAGGUGUCAAUGAAACAUCUUGUAGUAGAAAACACAAUAUCGAACUAUAAUAGUCAGAAUAUUGUAUUGGCUUAUGAGGGGUAGCAGUGAGAGGAAAUCUUCCCCACUUAAUGUGCAUUUUUGUGUUUUUCUGGAUUCAUUCUUGCACUUUUUGGGUGAAAUCAGCACUGGACAGAGGCACGCACGCACGCACGGACUGGAUUGGAUUGGAUUGGAUUUUUCCUGCCUGUGCUCUUCUCUCUCUCUUACCUCACCUUUUUUUGCGCCCACUGCUGAAGGCACCGCUAACAAGGUGCGUUGAAAAAGAGACUGGCUGCUUCUCCUCAGUGCCAACUCCCACCUAGGCAGCUCUUCCGAGUUCCAACCGAAUCAAAACCCUUCUAUCACUUGUGUUUGAAACAUCCGCUCAGACUCUCCAUGCUCUGGUUUCGUGUAAAAACUCUCUCUUGUAACAUUAUUUUAGAGUCACUGUGAAUACUUGGUACCAGCAUAUUAAGAUACAGUAUAUACAGUUUAAAUGAUGAAUCUAAUCUUUAUUAUUAGUAUGUCAGGAUGCUCUGUACAGCUCCUGUUAUAUAGAUGUAUCAUCUUGUGGACAUGCUGAAGCCUCCGGACUGAACUAUUGGUGUGAUAAGACUUACUGUCUUACUGUGUCUCGUAUUGUUGUUUAGAUUGUAAGAGGUCGGUGAAGCAUGAGAAUGUGCCAAGCAACAUCCAAACUCACCCUCUCUGUACGUGAAUGUGUGUGUGUGCGUGUGUGUGUGUGUGUGUGUGUCAAAAUGUAACUUAUUACUCAUGCAAAUGUGGAUUUUAUUGUAGCUGUUUAAACUUGAGGGUUAGGGUUAUUGGUUAAAAAACAAAACAAAAACAAAAGUGUGAAAUGUGUGCUUGGCUUAAAAUGUGACUUUCUUUUAUCAUAGGAAGCCAGCAAUGAUGAAAAUCAUAUCUGUAAAGCGUGCAUUCUCGCUUUCACAAGGUCUUAAACACCAUUAGGUACGCCUUAAUCAGCAACAUCCUGACAGGACGGUCAAAGUGUGAGUUCUCUGACUUUGGGCCUCCCUGGAAAUGGUUGUAUGUUAAGCCAGCUCCCUUUUCUCAUGGUUGCACUGACUUGAGGUUUCAGUUGCAGAUGAGCAUCUGAACAUCUGAUCUUUCAUCUGCUGUGUGCCCGAAACAGAUUUGAGAUGAUGAUGUGUGUCGUCGUCGGUUUAAGCUGAGGCUUGACCUCUGGAGUUGUAAGUGAAUCAUUGAUUUCUAAACCUGAAUUAAAGUAGAAAAGGUUGGAUUGAUGUGACCUGAUGCAUAGCAAUCAAGUAGAAACAGACACGAAUGUCUUGAAUGUCCUUUUGUUUCUCAACACUCAAUUACAGGCAUUGAGUUUGCAAAUAAAUCGUAUCUGAAAAGUCAUUUCACUUACAAGCCGAACAAUGUACUGAAGAAGUGCUUGCCAAUUUUCAUCAUCUGAGAAUUAUUAAAAGGGAAAGAGUAG